UCCCGGGGUGCCCGCGGCGGUGGCCGCAGCCCGGCCGCGUGACCCGCGCGCGCCAAUGGCCCGGCGGUCUCCGGGGCGACGCGGAGGGUCCGCGCUCCGCCGCCACCGCGCCCCCGCCCCGAGUCCGCACUGCAGAGAGUGGCGGCGAGCAGGCGCCGGCGCGCUGGCCCACGUGCCGCGCGGAGAGAGGGACCGCGAGAGGAAGCGGGAGAGGCGCGCGAGAGAGCCGGGGAGAGAGGCGCGCACCACCCGGCCGCUGCGCCGCGCAGCCCCUGCGCCCCUCCUGCUGGGCCCUCCGCCGGGAAAGACCCCGACCCACAGGAAGGCUGUGCAGACCUGGUCUGUCUCCUGUCGCCCUGGGACUUGACUCUGAUAUAUGUGCAUCACGCAGUGAUCAUUCCCCCCUCAACUAGACUCCGCAGAGCCUGGGGACAUGCCAUUGACCCUGUUGCAGGAUUGGUGUAGGGGGGAACACCUGAACACCCAGCGGUCCAUGCUCAUCCUGGGGAUUCCUGAGGACUGUGGUGAGGAUGAAUUCGAGGAGACUCUUCGGGAGGCUCUCAGGCACCUGGGCAGGUAUAGGGUCAUUGGUAGGAUGUUUAGGAGGGAAGAGAAUGCCCAAGCGUUUCUCUUGGAGCUUGCCCAAGAUAUUGACUAUUCUUUGAUCCCCAGGGAAAUACCUGGAAAGGGAGGGCCUUGGGAAGUGGUUGUAAAACCUCGGAACUCAGAUGGGGAAUUUCUCAAUAGACUGAACCGCUUCUUAGAGGAAGAAAGGCGGACAGUGUCUGACAUGAACAGGGUGCUUGGAUCGGACAUCAACUGUCCUGCUCCAAGACUGGCCAUAUCUCCUGACUUCUGGACUUGGGCCCAGACCCUGGGGGCCGCAGUGCAGCCACUGCUAGAACAAGUGUUGUACAGAGAACUAAGAGUGUUUUCUGGGAACACUGUGUCCAUCCCAGGGGCAUUGGCCUUUGAAGCCUGGCUUGAGCACACCACUGACAUGCUACAGAUGUGGCAGGUCCCCGAGGGUGAAAAGAGGCGGCGGCUGAUGGAGUGCUUGCGGGGCCCCGCUCUGCAGGUGAUCAGCGGGCUGCGGGCCAGCAAUGCUGCUAUAACUGUGGAGGAGUGCCUGGCCGCCCUGCAGCAGGUGUUUGGACCUGUGGAGAGCCGCAAAAUUGCCCAUGUAAAAUUUUGUAAGGCCUAUCAGGAGGUAGGAGAGAAAGUCUCCAGCUUUGUGUUGCGUUUGGAACCCCUGCUCCAAAGAGCCGUAGAAAAAAAUGCAGUGUUACGGAGGAAUGUGAAUCAGGCUCGCCUGAAACAAGUCUUAAGUGGGGCUACCCUUACUGACAAACUUCGAGACAGGCUUAAGCUGAUGAAACAGCGAAGGAAGCCACCUGGUUUCCUGGCACUGGUGAAGCUCCUACGUGAGGAAGAGGAGUGGGAGGCCACUUUUGGUCCAGACAGGGAGAGGAUACCAGGGCUAGAUGCAGGCAUAAGGUCAUCUGCCAGAGCCAACGCUUUCAGAGCAGUGUCCUUCCCUGCCCCUGGCAACACUCUUCAGGCCAGGCCUUCCCAAGGCUUCAGACGCAGGAGGGGCAGGGGACAGCACCGAAGGGGACGUGUGCUAAGGGCCAGGUCUCGAGGUUCAAGAAAACGGAAACACCACACGUUCUGCUAUAGCUGUGGAGAAGAUGGCCACAUUAAGGCGCAGUGCAGCAAUGCUCCAAACCUGCUCUUGGUAAGGCAGAGGAGACAGGCUGCAGCAGAGUCGGGAAAUGGGAACUGGGCUUGGGAAAAGAGCCAUCCCAAGCCCAAGGCCAAGUAGGCUCCGGAGAACAGGGCAGCUCCUCUUACUACAGGCCAAGGAAAUGGAAGAGUUAUUGCAAGAAUGGAAAGGGGCAGUCCA
Mustela erminea (ermine) is the source of this 1906-nucleotide messenger RNA. It is a transcript of the gene PNMA3, whose product is annotated as PNMA family member 3. The record is from RefSeq and is a predicted model, not a curated record. Gene Ontology annotation, molecular function: zinc ion binding; nucleic acid binding. The coding region runs from base 434 to 1825 and encodes 463 amino acids. The transcript is spliced from 2 exons. NCBI's taxonomy places the organism in Eukaryota, Metazoa, Chordata, Mammalia, Carnivora, Mustelidae.